Trichobilharzia regenti is the source of this 1518-nucleotide messenger RNA. The record is from the annotation of a GenBank genome assembly. NCBI's taxonomy places the organism in Eukaryota, Metazoa, Platyhelminthes, Trematoda, Strigeidida, Schistosomatidae.
UUGGCGACGGGGUUUUACUUUAAUUCAUCGCAGUUAUAGCACGCAACGACGACAGUUUUUAUUCUGUUCAGCGCAACUAUAUAACAUUUUUGACUGUGUUAAUUACAACCUAAUUAUAAUGUCUAUCUCUCUGGACGAUCUUCCGGUGACUGCAGUUGAGGUUGCCAGACACACACUGCGUGAUCCAGUUUUACAGCAAGUAUCAAAGUUCAUCCGAUUUGGCUGGCCUCCACAUGUUCAUUCAAAUGUUUUAAAACAGUUUUACCAGCGACGCAAAUCCCUAUCCAUCGUUAAUGGAUGCAUAAUGUUUGCUGAUCGUGUUGUGGUUCCAGCUAAUCUUCGUGACCAUGUGCUUCGGCAGCUUCAUAUAUCACAUCCUGGUGUUGGGAGAAUGAAGGCGAUCGCUCGCAGUUAUGUUUACUGGCCCAACAUCGAUGACCAUAUCGAAGACCUCGUUCGCAAGUGUAGUAAAUGUGCUCAAGCAUCAAAGUGUCCACGCAAGACAGAACUAUGUUCCUGGCCACGACCGGACAAACCAUGGUCCCGUGUUCAUGUUGACUUCGCUGGACCGUUCAAUAGUAUGCAUUUCUUAAUAUGUGUCGACGCGUUUUCCAAAUGGCCAGAGAUAUUUCCUAUGCAUUCUGCCACAUCAAUUGCAACAGUGUCCCACCUACGUCAACUAUUCUGUCGUUUUGGUAUGCCUGAUGUUCUGGUGUCCGAUAAUGGAUCGCAGUUCACCUCAUCACUGUUCUCAGAUUUCUGCAAACAGUUUGGCAUCCAGCAUAUUCGUAGCCCCCCGUAUCAUCCCCAAUCGAAUGGACAGGCUGAACGUUUCGUCGACACUUUUAAGCGUGCUUAUGCAAAAGCGAAGGGGGAGGGAACAACAGAAGAAAUUUUGGAUAGAUUCUUGCUGCAUUAUCGUACGACGCCAAAUCCUUCCGCCCCAAAUCAGUUAUCCCCAGCGGAAAUUAUAUUUGGCCGAAAGAUCAGAACUGCCCUCGACUCAAUUAAGCCUAGGCAAGUAAAGCAGGGCUGCAGAAAUACAAAAAUGGAAAACCAAUUCAAUCGCCAUCACGGAGCUAAACGUCGAGUUUUCAAAUUGUAUCAGCAAGUUUAUGUACGAGAUUUUCGCUAUUCACCUCCGAGAUGGAUUCGAGGACAAAUAGUGGGGCAGAAAGGAAGGGUUUUAUACAAAGUGAAUGUAGAAGGACAGUUAUGUGUCAGACACACGAAUCAUAUACGAGAUGCGUCAGAUAGACUUGACAAUGGGAGACGAGACCUCACGUUAGAAGUAUUAGUAGAUACAUUUAAUCUUCCGCAGCCGGAAGCCCGGGACACAGAUCACACUCUAUCCAGUACCAUGCGAAGGUCAACUCGACAAAGAAGAGCUCCGAAACCUUUUCAAAUAGAUCCAAAAAGCAAGUCCUACACUCUUUACGGGGGGAGGUGAUAGGAUCCCACAUAUUUUGGUAUUGACUGUUUAAACUUGCAUAUAUGGUAUGUUAUCAUUCUCACACA